Teleopsis dalmanni is the source of this 2035-nucleotide messenger RNA. RefSeq lists its product as uncharacterized. The transcript is spliced from 4 exons. Bases 52 to 1956 code for a protein of 634 amino acids. The record is from RefSeq and is a predicted model, not a curated record. NCBI's taxonomy places the organism in Eukaryota, Metazoa, Arthropoda, Insecta, Diptera, Diopsidae.
AAUGAAUUAGAAGAGGUCGGUAUUUGCGUAAAGCAUUGUGAAAAUGAGAAGAUGAAAAUAUGUUUUCUUCUCUUGCUCUUUGUAUACAUUUGUCCCGCUGGUUGCCCGGUUUUCGACUUUAAAUUGCAGACCGUGCGAGAUCCCGACGCUGUUGAUAAGAAUUUAAAACUAGAAGCAAUCGUAAACACGAAACCGCUGGAAGUAAAAGCGAUAGCGAAAAAGAAUGACGAUACGAGGGAUAAGGAUGAAAGUGAUUACAAUUACGACGACGAAGAUUAUGAGGAAGCGAAAACAAAAUCGCAGAAAAUGCGAAAAGAGCAAAAAGAACAAACAAAAAAAAUUUCAAGAAGUGACUGCAGCACAGAAGAAGGCAUAGAAGAUUUUGUAGGCUCCAAUCUUUUUGAUGCAAAUAGAAGGAAAUGUUUCUCUAAGGAACAAGCUGCAUUGCUUAUAGCACGUAGAGAUUUUGAGUUGAUUUUGCCAAAAGACUUACCGAACUGCCUAUUUAAUGACAAGAUGAUUACUAUUAUAAUGGAUUAUUUUCUCUGCUGCAAUAAUAUUAUCAAGGGUUUAGGUGAAGAAACUAAACCACUAAUAGAGAAGGCAUUUUAUGACGCUCUUGGUGGUUACUUAAAGACUUUCCUCUUACCGAUUAUUAAACAUUCAUAUUAUGCAGGCACCGUUAAUCUGAAGACAUAUAUAAGUUUAGAAACACUAUUCUUACAGUGUAAGAAAUAUUUAAAUACCAACGGUAAUGGCUGGAGUUGUACACCAGCGAAGAUUAUUAACGAAUUGAAGAAUGUACCCAUCAAACCUUUUGAAAUGGAAACUGAUGCGGACAAAAACAGAGAUUGCUGCGCACAUUUAGAUUUAUCACCUUGUAAAGAGAGUGAUGCAGGUGAACAAAUGAUUGUCACACUGCCGAAACUUGAUCCUGUAGAUAAGAAUGGUUAUUUGGCCAAUAUAUAUUUGCCCUUUCGUAAUAGACGUACCUUUAAUCUUCAGGCCCCUACAUCUGGUUUCAUAUUGGCGAAAUUUUUCGAAACCGUAACGCAUUGUUAUAGCUUUCAGCAUAUAUGUCAAGACAACUUUAAUCGUAGAUUUAAAAUAUGGCUUGUUAAUAAUAUUCAAGAACAUUUAUCCGAUGAAGAGUUCUAUCCCGGACUGGGUGCAGUUUUAAGAAUUUUUGAAAUUUUAAGAAGAGAAAAGAAGUCUGCAGAUUUUGUAAAUACAAAAGAUGAUGAAUUAAACGAAAUGGAUAUAACCGAUGAUGCAGCUGAGUUGGAGGGUGAUGGAGCUAUAUCGAAAUUGUCACCUGAAAACAAUGAUAAUGAUGAUAGCUCACUAGGAGAUUGGAAUGAUUUUAUGACGAAAACCGAUAGUAAAACUAAUACUAACAAUGAUAUUGAUUUACUUGGGAUGAGUGAUGGAAAUAGCAAACAUAAAGGUGGUUUUAUUGGUGAUAAAACCAACAACGAUGUAUACGGACAAAACAACUAUAUGCAAGAUCUUGAUACGUUCUCAUCUGAGGACAAAUGUAAAAAGAAAGCUCGCUGGAAAUGGGUGCUAUGGUUCUUUAUUUAUCUAAUACUGCUGCUCCUGCUGCUGUUACUAUUGAUACUACUUAUACGUUGGCUGUUAGCCAAAAGAAAGCAAAAACCGACCACACCCAAGAAAGCGCCCCCACCAGCAAAAGCCGCAACACCUGUUGCCAGUACAACAUCGUCUUCCCUUGCUUGCCAGCCUAAAAAAUGUGUUAUAUACACAAGAAAAAGGAGGCCAGCUACAUUCAUAGGCGGGUACACAACUUCAGAAACUGAGAAAUCGCCUAAAAAAUCUAAAAAAGGAGUUUCCUUCAGUAAAAAAACAUCGACAGCAAAAACUAGUUCAAAGACCGCACCCCCUUCGAAAUCAAAAAUAUUUGAGUCUUCUGCCAGUUCAAAGCCAAGGAAAUAAAACUAAAACUUUUUAUAAUAAGAAUCUGUCUAAAAAGAAGUGAUCGUUUCAAAAAUUUGCUAUAAAUAAUUUAUAUAAG